Molecule: messenger RNA, 2032 nt
Organism: Seriola aureovittata
Lineage: Eukaryota; Metazoa; Chordata; Actinopteri; Carangiformes; Carangidae
Product: tumor necrosis factor receptor superfamily member 14-like
Exons: 15
Coding region: 146-1258 (370 amino acids)
Biological process (GO): defense response to Gram-positive bacterium; apoptotic process; negative regulation of alpha-beta T cell proliferation
Cellular component (GO): external side of plasma membrane; membrane
Molecular function (GO): protein binding; transmembrane signaling receptor activity
Source: RefSeq, a predicted model, not a curated record
GAACAGCCUCCAAAGACACUGUGUGCUCUGACUGCAGAGAUGCAACAUUUUCAGAUGGGACAUUUACAUCUUGUCAACCACACACACAAUGUGAAUCAGAAAACCUUCAGCUGAUAAAAGCAGGAACUGCUGCAAGUGAUGCUGAAUGUGGAGAAAGAAACAGUUUAAAAGUGACAGUAAUUGUGAUCUGCGCUGUAGUGCUUAUUUUAUUGAUUGGACUCGUUGUAGUUCUCUUUGUCUGGAACAGAAGAAAACAUGUAGCAGCUCGAAAAAGAAAUGGACGCAUUUCCACAGAGGAAAACACACCUCGAGGAGAAACAGCAGAGAUGAUAAGCCUGACAUGACAAGAAGCAGGUUAUGUGGCUGUCUUCACGGUACCAGGAUUGUGCUGCCGAGCAGAGGAGUACACGACACGAGACGGACAGUGCUGUCCGAUGUGUCACCAAGAUGUUCUUCUCUUCUUUUGGACAUUAAAACUCACCUCAUCCCAGAUCACAGUGAGAUGGUGUCUAGAAGAAAUCAUUACACAGCUGCAUCUUUGUUGAUUCUUACGAUCAGAGUCUUCAGAGGAAAUACCCUGACAUGUCAUCCAGCAGAGUAUCAGAUAGGAAAUGAAUGCUGUCCUAAGUGUCCACCUGGAGGUCGAGUUGUAAAAGAUUGCACAGAGUCCAGGACUACUUCCUGUCAGCCCUGCAUAGAAGGAACCUUCAUGAAUCAUCCCACUGGACUUAAACAAUGUUAUCGCUCUACAAACUGUGAUCCAGGUUCUGGUCUGAGGAUAAAGAGUUCAUGUACAACAACAUCAGAUGCAGUUUGUGAAGCACAGGAAGGAUUCUACUGUACUGACUUGACAAAGAACAGCUGUGUGGCAGCAGAGAAACACACAAGAUGUCAACCAGGACAAUACAUCAGUCAAAAAGGAACAGCCUCAAAAGACACUGUGUGCUCUGACUGCAGAGAUGCAACAUUUUCAGAUGGGACAUUUACAUCUUGUCAACCACACACACGAUGUGAAUCAGAAAACCUUCAGCUGAUAAAACCAGGAACUGCUGCAAGUGAUGCUGAAUGUGAAGAAAAGAGUUUAAAUGUGACAGUAAUUGUGAUCUGCGCUGUAGUGCUUCUUUUAGUGAUUGGCCUCGUUGUAGUUCUUGUUGUCUGGAAGAUAAGAAAACAUCUAGCAGCUCUAAACAGAAAUGGACGCACUCCCACAGAGAGAAAGGAUCAUGGAGAAGAAGCAGAAACAAUGGGACCAUUAUGAACAGAAGCAGAAGAAACAACCUGGAGAUAAUCAGAUGUGCAGUGUGUUCACUGCAGAGUAAAUGUGCUGUAGAACCCAGUUAUAAUCCAGUCGGGUGCUGGCACAUUGUCUUUGCAGGAUACAGAAAUAAAACCUCAAAGAAACUGAGCCCAGCCUCUACAGAGCUGCUGGUCUACAGUCUGGAUCAUGAUCUCACACAGACAAAAGUAAGCCUGGGAUAUUGAACGUGUCCUUUACUGCAGCAUCAUGGGACAAAUGGCUUUUUUCAGCCUAAUUCUAAAUUUUCUUCACAGUAGACGUUUUCAUUUGGGAAUGAUGAUGAAUAAACAGUUUAUUUACUUACACUGGAGCUCAAAAGAGAUCAACUGCGUGGAGGAGAGCGGCCUUUUGACUCAGGACACAUCCUUAUGGAUCCUUAUGAAGAGGGUCUUGUGUAAUAAUGGACUGGGGACCAAAUUCAAAUGUCUCAUGAACAUGGAUACAAAGCAGGUGGAUAUGUCCAAUGUAGUAACUGAUGUUUGUGUUGAUGAUGGCACAUCACAGGCUUAAGUAAGAACACAUUGCUCUUCUCAGGGCUCUUAAAAGAGAAAGUUGAUCAUCUGCUUUUCAAUGGCUGAGCGGCUCGUUGCUACAACAGACACUUCGUUUGUAUCUUCAUGUCCUCUGUUUCUCACACAGUGUACAUACUGUAUAUACAGGUUUCUGUAUCCAAUAUGUAUAUAUAUUUUUUAACUUUGUACAGGUUUAUAUGAAUAAACAUGGCCUACUUUUGCA